This is a messenger RNA of Thlaspi arvense, 1429 nucleotides long. NCBI's taxonomy places the organism in Eukaryota, Viridiplantae, Streptophyta, Magnoliopsida, Brassicales, Brassicaceae. The record is from the annotation of a GenBank genome assembly.
GUUGACGUUAAUGAUUGAUCAUGUUAUAAGACAAUACACAUGUAUGAGUCCGAAAAUACAUAUAAACAAUGCCAACAGAAAGAUAUUUGACUUAGGACUAUUUAUCAAAUAUGAGCAUCACUACGAAAAUGGCAACCAGCUUUAGCACCGCCGUCAACAGAGGCGGUGGCGGUCUAAAGUUGCAGCCGCUGAAGCAGAUGUUGCCGCAGCUUCAAUCAAAGUGGAGAGAGCUUAAAUGGAUUGCUUGUCUCUUGGUUUUCACAUUUUUGCUGUCUCUAUUUUUCUACCAUAUAGCCUCACGUAUUCAGCCACGGCCUCUACCGCUACCGCAACAGUCUAGCAUUUCUGAUUUUGUGCCACCGUUCAUCACAGCCAAACCAAAAUCUAACAACACUAACAACUUUGAGGCUGAAGAUAGGGGAAACUUGGCAAGUAUUCUAAGAGAAGCAGCGAUGGAUGAGAAGACGGUGAUAGUGACUAUGAUGAAUAAAGCUUAUGCGGAGCGAAACUCAACUUUCGAUGUGUUUCUUGAGGGAUUUCGAGUGGGAAACGGCACCGAAAGGUUGCUCCGUCACGUUGUAGUGGUGUGUUUGGACGACAAAGCUUACUCACGGUGUGUGGAGGUCUUCCCUCACCGUUGCUUUAUGCUGAGGGCUACCGGAGUUGAUUUCUCCGGCGAGAGGCUGUUCAUGGUGGGGGAUUAUCUAGAGAUGAUGUGGCGUCGAACCGAGUUCUUGGGUUCUUUGCUUAAGCUCGGAUAUAACUUCCUCCUCACGGACGUGGAUACAGUGUGGCUUCGAGAUCCGUUUCCUAGAUUCAUUGCGGAUGCAGAUUUUCAGAUCGCUUGCGAUUCCUUCAACGGAAAUUUCAGCGACAACCGCAAUUAUGCUAAUGGCGGUUUCCUAUACGUGAUUGCCAAUUCCAGAACAAUCGAGCUCUACAACUAUUGGUAUGAGUCCAGACUGAGAUUCCCCGGAAAAAACGAGCAGGACGUAAUUAACAAGAUCAAAUACGAUCCAUACAUCAAGAAAAUCGGGCUCAAGAUGAGAUUUCUCGACACGACACACGUUGGAAAUUUCUGCCAACAAAACUGGGAUAUUACCAAAGUUUGCGUACUGCAUGGGAACUGUUGCAUUGGACAGGCUAAUAAGGUUAAGGAUUUAAGACAGGUUCUUGAGGAUUGGACGAGUUUUUUAUCCAGUGAAGACCCGACAAUAGGGUUUCGACAGCCGAUGAAUUGUCGGAGAAGUCUAAGGCGGAGGUGGUCUCACAAAGGUUGAUUUUUUAUGUUAGUUUAAUACAGAUCAACUCUAAUAAUAAUCUAUAUGUUUUUUUUUCUUCCAAAUGAAGCCAUGAAAUUACAUUUGAAAUCAUCAGGAUGGAAGUUGAAAUAGUAAAGAAAUUUUUUCUGAGUUCCAACAAACAUUCA